AUGGGGAGAUCCCGGCGCCUGCUGCUGGUGGCGGGCCUGCUCGCGACGGUCGUCGCCGCCGUCGGGCCGCAGCCGGGGGCGCCGUGCGAGCCGACUCUGCUCGCGGCGCAGGUGGCGCUCUUCUGCGCGCCCGGCGUGCCCACCGCGCAGUGCUGCGACUCCGUCGACCUCGGCGUCCCCUGCCUCUGCCGCGUCGCCGCGGAGCCGCAGCUCGUCACGGCGGGCCUCAACGCCACCCACCUCCUCACGCUCUACAGCUCCUGCGGCGGCCUCCGCCCCGGCGGCGCCCACCUCGCCGCCGCCUGCGAAGGACCCGCUCCCCCGGCCGCCGUCGUCAGCAGCCUCCGGCCACCCGCGCCGGCCUCGCCUGCCCCACGACGCACGCAGACAGCGCACGACGCCCCACCGCCGCCGCAGUCGAGCGAGAAGCCGUCGUCCCCACCGCCGGCCCAGGAGCACGCCGGCGCCGCCCCCCAUGCCAAGGUCGCCCCCGCCCAGCCGUCUACUUCCCCGCUCGCGCCCGCUGCUGCCACUGCCCCGCCGCCCCUGCCACGGCACUCCGCCGCGGCGGCGUCCAAGGCGGCCUUCAUCUUCGUCGCCACAGCCAUGCGUAUGAACCUCCUCCCCCUAUCUCUACUCCAUUGGACCAACUCUCCCUGCUGCAGCCGUCAGCAGCCCCCCACCUCCCUCGCGCACCAAGCAGCCAGCAGCGCCAUCGCCGUCGCCGUCUAG
Molecule: messenger RNA, 732 nt
Organism: Triticum dicoccoides
Lineage: Eukaryota; Viridiplantae; Streptophyta; Magnoliopsida; Poales; Poaceae
Product: predicted GPI-anchored protein 58
Exons: 5
Coding region: 1-732 (243 amino acids)
Source: RefSeq, a predicted model, not a curated record